Molecule: messenger RNA, 2037 nt
Organism: Verruconis gallopava
Lineage: Eukaryota; Fungi; Ascomycota; Dothideomycetes; Venturiales; Sympoventuriaceae
Exons: 2
Coding region: 450-1889 (479 amino acids)
Source: RefSeq, a predicted model, not a curated record
CAGCAAGGCUUCGAAUCAAAAACACUCACUCCGCUGUUCUCAAGACAUAGUCACGCGACAAGGACCGCCAAACCCGACACCCGCCAUAAAAUAAGGGCAAAACUCUCAUAUACGUCUCAUAUGCGCGAGGCCAGUCUGUCUGCUGGAUGUGUAGUCGAACUCUAAGCGCAACGCAUCCGAGCUCGGAGGGCCUGUGACCAAGCUUCGAGUGCCUCUGUUUCGGUCUCGAGAAGAGCCGCGCACCAUGUCCCGGUACCACGACGAGACCGAGGAAAUUAUCAUCACCACCGGAGGAUCUAGCCGGCGGGAUGACGGGCGGAGUAAUGAGCUGAUUGUUCCAGUGAGGACACACCAUUCGAGAAGUCACAGUGGAUCCAGAUCCCCGCGUCCUGACCGAAGUCCGGAUCGACGGCCACGGCCAGGCUACAAACGACUGAUAGCAUGUUGCGAUGGUCUGUCGCUCACCUGAAUCUGCUUUAGACUUGCCGCUGAUUGGAUUGUCUCCAGGCACAUGGCUAAAUAGCGAUGAUGGCAUGCUCAAUGGGGAGCUUGCCGUGCCCAGCAACGUGACUAGGAUGUCCAGGGCUAUCAAGUCGCAAUCUAGAGACGGAAUCCCCCAAAUUGUGUACUAUCAUCGCGGCGUUGGAAGCCAGGGAGGGAUCGUGGACAGGGUGUUCAUGGGUGCUGUUGGGGAAGGUCUUGGUGACGCAGUGAGGGAAGCGUACUCUUUCAUUUCGACCAACUACACACCUGGAGAUGAGAUCUUCCUGAUCGGCUUUUCCCGAGGAGCGUUCACUGUUCGUGCCGUAGCUGGAAUGAUUGGGACCGUGGGGCUUCUUACAAAGAAAGGCCUCCCGUACUGGCCCGAGAUCUUCAAGGACGUAACACAUGCUCACGACAAGCAUUAUAGACCCAAGGAGCCCAAUUUGCCGUUUCCCAACAAGCCGCGCAUGGGCCCGGCGUACAGAGAAGAGUUGUGGCGGAGGGGAAUGACGGACCUUGACGCCAUGGUAAAGGCGAUCGGGGUUUUCGAUACCGUCGGUUCGCUUGGUCUGCCUCGCAUUGACCCGCUUGUCAAGAUUGGCCUGCAGAGAGAUCAAUCUAAGGAGAUGCGAUUUUAUGACACGAAGCUGGGACCGAACAUCGAAAACGCCUUUCAGGCGUUGGCCUUGGACGAGAAACGCGCGGCCUUCAGCCCCGCAGUGUGGGAGCGGCCUCCGGGCUGUCGAACGAAGCUGCGUCAAGUCUGGUUUCCCGGCGUGCACAGCAACGUCGGCGGCGGCUACGACGAUCAGGAGAUCGCCGACAUAACGCUCGCGUGGAUGAUGGCGCAGUUCAGCCCUUUCUUGGACAUGUACGACGACUACAUCAUUCAGCAGUGGGAGGAAAACCAAGCGUACUAUCGCGAAAGAAGGAAGAAGCCACGGCCGUGGAGCUUUGGGAAGAUAUACAAUUCGUCGACCGGGGUGUACGCGCUCGGAGGUAGCAAAACCCGCACGCCAGGCUGCUAUUAUGCCACGGAUCCGGAUACAGGCCAACCGACCGAUCGGCCGUUGGAGGACACAAAUGAGUACGUCCACCCCUCGGUGCGGACCAGGUUUGUGCUUCGCGGCCCGGGUGAAGAAGACAAAGGCGACUACCAGCCCGAGGCGUUGGACGAUUGGAAGCUGGUUGUCGAGUAUCCGGACGGAGAACGAGGCGCGCCGGAGAUCUAUUGGAAAGCCAGGUUCAAGGAUCGCAACGUGAGCACGAGGAUCCUGCCGGAAUGUCCGUUGUGGCGCGUAGAGCGCAGGCUGCUCGGCAUGGAUCCGGAGAUGGAGGAGGAAGUGAUGAAUCCGCCGCCGACGUCAAGGAGGCAGAGACGAAGUACUUUGGGUCCACCACCUUGAGAGAUGUCUGGCCUCGGCUCUCAUUUGGUGCUCAUUUCGAUGUCGUGUUCGCAUAAACAUCUCUGACCAAGGUAUUAAAAAUUCUUUUUUUUUAAAAAAAAAAUUCACGGUUUGGUUUUACUUUUUAAGGUCUCGCGAUAGAAAGGAU